ACCUGAUCUUCUAUUAAGAGGACCUGACAGAGUGUGGCAUCGAUAUCAGAGCAGCCUCAGUGUACUCAGGAGUCUUCACACAGAUCUUUAAAGAGGAGAGAGGACUCUACCAGGACAAGGUCUUCUGCUUCAUCCAUCUGAGUGUUCAGGAGUUUCUGGCUGCUCUUUAUGUCCAUCUGACCUUCAUCCAGUCUGGAGUCAAUCUGCUGUCAGAAGAACAAACAACAUCCAGAAAGAUUAACAUACUGAAAGAAAAACCUGAACUAACACGUCUCCAUCAGAGUGCUGUGGACGAGGCCUUAAAGAGUCCAAAUGGACACCUGGACUUGUUCUUGCGCUUCCUUCUGGGUCUUUCCCUGCAGAACAAUCAGAUGCUCCUACGAGGCCUGAUGACACAGACAGACAGAAUCUCAGAGACCAAUCAGAAAACAGUCGAGUACAUCAAGAAGAAGCUCGAUGAGAAUCUGUCUGCAGAGAGAAACAUCAAUCUGAUCCACUGUCUGAAUGAACUGAAGGAUCGUUCUCUAGUGGAUCAGAUCCAACAGUUCCUGAGUUCAGUAUGUCUCUCUGUAGAACAUCUGUCUCCUUCUCAUUUAUCAGCUCUGAUCUUCAUCUUACUGUCAUCAGAUCAACAUCUGGAUGUGUUUGACCUGAAGAAAUACUCUGCUUCACAUGAGGCUCUUCUGAUGCUGCUGCCAGUGAUCAAAGCAUCUAAAAAAGCUUUGUUGUCUGUCUGUAAUCUGUCAGAGAGAAGCUGUGAAGUUCUGUCUUCAGUUCUCAGCUCUCAGUCCUCCAGUCUGACAGAACUGGACCUGAGUAACAACCAGCUGCAGGAUUCAGGAGUGAAGCUGCUGUCUGCUGGACUGGAGAGUCCACACUGUCACCUGGACACUCUCAGGUUGUCUGUCUGUAAUCUGUCAGAGAGAAGCUGUGAAGUUCUGUCUUCAGUUCUCAGCUCUCAGUCCUCCAGUCUGACAGAACUGGACCUGAGUAACAACCAGCUGGAGGAUUCAGGAGUGAAGCUGCUGUCUGCUGGACUGGAGAGUCCACACUGUCACCUGGACACUCUCAGGCUGUCAGGCUGUCUGAUCACACAUGAAGGCUGUGCUUCUCUGGCCUCAGCUCUGACCUCCAACCCCUCCCAUCUGAGAGAGCUGGACCUGAGCUACAACCAUCCAGGAGACUCAGUCAAGCUGCUGUCUGCUGGACUGGAGGAUCCACGCUGGACUCUGGACUCUCUCAGGGUGGAUCCUGGUGGAGUCCGAUGGCUGAGACCAGGUCUGAGGAAGUAUUUCUGUGAACUCUCUCUGGAUCCAAACUCAGCGAACAGAAAACUCAAACUGUCCAACAACAACACAAAGGUGGAACAUGUGGACGAGGAUCAAUCAUAUCCUGAUCAUCCAGACAGAUUUGACCUUUGCCCUCAGGUCCUGAGUACAACUGGUCUGACUGGUCGCUGUUACUGGGAGGUCGAGUGGAGACGAGACGUUUAUAUAUCAGUGACUUACAGAAGAAUCAGAAGGAAAAGAGACAGUUUGGACUGUUGGUUUGGACGUAAUGAUCAGUCCUGGAGUCUGAUCUGCUCUGAUGGUUUUUGUUACUCUGUCCUUCACAAUAAGCGACACACAUUCCUUCCUCUCUCCCCUUCGUCCUCUCACAGAGUCUCAGUGUUUGUGGACUGUCCUGCUGGCACUCUGUCCUUCUAUGACGUCUCCUCUGACUCUCUGAUCCACAUCCACACCUUCUGCUGCACGUUCACUGAACCUCUGUGUGCUGGGUUCAGGUUCAGGUUCUGGCUCUGGUUUGGUUCUGGUUCCUCAGUGUCUCUGUGUGGACUGUAGGACAGAGAGCCUCCUCCUGUGGACACAAACACUCGAUCACACACGUUUGGACAGUAAACGUCCAGCUGGUUUGAUUUUGACGUCUCAGUUGUUGUAAAUUCAGCCUGUAAACAAACAUGAUUUUCACAUGAUUGACUGUUUGUUUGUUUGUUCAAAGAAACAAACAAUAAACAGAGUCCACUUAUUGUUGUCUCUGGGACAGUCUGUUCAUGAUUGACAACUUGAAAUCUGUCUCUCCUGAUUGUCUUUUUCUGAUCAAAGCAGUUUGAUGUGUUGAUUGUCUGUCUGUCUGUCUGAUCACAAAUCAUUUGGGCGUCUUCAUUGUGGCUCCGCCCACCUGCAGCCAUCAGACAGAUGGAUCUAUGUCCAAGUAAAACAGGUUGAGCUUGUUUUUUGUUUCCUCUUAAAUCUGUCAUUAAUUAUUAUUUAAUUAAUCAUUAAUUAAUCCCCAGGUGGCUCCUGGUGUGUCGUGAGCACCUUGACAUCGGUGUGUGAAUGUGAGGCAUAACUGUAAAGCUCUUUGAGAGUCUGAUGCAGAUGGAAAAGUGUGAUAUAAAUGCAGUCCGUUUACCAUUUUUCAUGUAUUAAAAAUUGUAAAAAGUAAAAAUACUCAAACUCAUUUGUUUUUGUCCAUUUGAGUCUUGAGGAGGAAUAAAGUAAUUUUUCACAGUC
Molecule: messenger RNA, 2513 nt
Organism: Thalassophryne amazonica
Lineage: Eukaryota; Metazoa; Chordata; Actinopteri; Batrachoidiformes; Batrachoididae
Product: NACHT, LRR and PYD domains-containing protein 12-like
Exons: 6
Coding region: 372-1841 (489 amino acids)
Molecular function (GO): protein binding
Source: RefSeq, a predicted model, not a curated record